Molecule: messenger RNA, 2319 nt
Organism: Monosiga brevicollis MX1
Lineage: Eukaryota; Choanoflagellata; Craspedida; Salpingoecidae
Exons: 5
Coding region: 1-2319 (772 amino acids)
Biological process (GO): DNA replication, synthesis of primer
Cellular component (GO): alpha DNA polymerase:primase complex
Source: RefSeq, a predicted model, not a curated record
AUGUUGAGCUUGCUGAGGGACGGGGUGGCUGGCUCCUUGUCGUUGGACGAGCUUGUGCUGGCCGUUACGGCUCGAGUGCAGGCGCUGCGGGCUUUGAGCGAGUACAGUCACGUCGACAGCGCAGAGGCUUUCCAUGUCGCCGACAUUCCUCCAUGGCCCAAGAAGGGUGGGAGUUGUAUUGACAAGGCAGCACCAGCUCGAUUGCUGCCAUCUGCUUCGCGUUUGCUGGCCGUCGACAUGUGCAACGGUUCUGCUCCACCCUUGCUCGAUCGCUGCAGCUCAGCCCUUGUUGCGCUGGCCUUGCUCACCGGUCCCUCUGAGUGGCGGCGAAGCCUGGUGCAAAGGGAGGCCUUGUUGGCUGUGCGACGUCUACGGCUAGAGCCGACACUCGCACGUCUUCAGCAAUUUGCAGCUCACACGAGAGUCAAGAUACGACUCGAGAGUUCUGAUGUGGACAUGUUGGAUGAAUCUGGCACACGAGCUUGGCAGGCCCUGCACGCGUACUGGCAUCGAAACGAGCCCACGUCUGAAAAAAUAAGCGUCCCCUUUGAGCAAGGGCUGGCCUUUUUGCGCUGUAUGCGCCCCAAUGCGUAUGUUCAUGGCGGGCGGGUUAUCAUGAGUAUCGACCAAGUUCCCGUCGUGCUCAUCGAGGCUGCUGAGCGUACCCUCCGCCAAGAGCUGCACGUAUUUGCGCGUGCCCGCGCGCAAAUCCUUCAAGACGAGGAGCGUGUGGUGGAGGUUCUGGAUUGGAUUCAAGGCCUAUGGUCUGCCUAUACCAUUCCCGAAGUAUCGCUGCAGGUGGAUGGGGCCGGUUUGUGUGUGACGGAAAGCGUCGAACUCUUCACCAGCGAGUAUCGGCAAGCUAUGGGUGCUGCUGCAGUGGCCCGCAAGCGUUACGCGUACAGCAUCCGUCACCUUUACGGGCUAGAAGGGUCGCGCAUUGAUCACUCGCCUCAAAGUUGCAGCGAUGUCUUGCAGGGAGAGGGGUGUCCCUUCCGCUCUGCAGACGCCCAGCAACUCAAGCAAGCACUCCAUGUACGAGCAGAUCAGGUCGACAUUGUGACCGGAGAUGGCGACCAUCCACUGGCGAUGCCCAUGCCAUCGAUCCAAGACCAGAUGGUCCAAGAGAGACAAAAUCAAAGGUCUGAAGUUCUUGAAUCCAUGGAGAACGAGUAUCGAGAGCACAAAGUCAAGAUCAUCGCCAACUUCAACUACAAGGGAGGCAUCGGCAAAACUACAUCUUCCAUGGCGUUGGGCUGGGAGCUGGCUGAGCAAGGCAAGCGGCGAAACAGCCUGUUUCUUGCGUUUGCCCCUACAAUGUGCGACAUCCGAGAUGUCAGGUUGCUGCCAGCCCAGGUUGUGAACAUUCCCUUGUCAAGCCAGAGGGAAGAGCGCCCAUUUUCCACCGUGACAAAAGAUAACGCGAAACGGAGCAAGGCUCUAUUUCUGCUCCCUGGCGCGUUGCAAGUCAGCAAGUUUGCUGCGAGCAUCUUGAAAAGCGAAGGAGGCGCGUCGCGAGCAGACAAAUUUUGCACACCACGCAAUGUUCUCCAGAUGACGGCAUGGUACUACAACAUCGACACAAUUGUGUUGGACCUUGCCCCAAGCUUGGACGCUUUUACGCGUUUGUGCGCCAUGUCUGCCCACGCCAUCAUUACCCCUUGCUUGACUGACCUCUUUUCUUGCGAAGCUCUGAGCGUUGUCACUUCGCUGUUUCAAGGCCGCGCGCGGGAAGAAGCAGAGCGGGGUCCUAUGGAUGACGAAAGGAAAUUGCGUCGGUUGCUGAAUCUUUUUGAAGCCGAAGAGCCAAACUGGAACGAAUGGCUUCAGCAAGAAAUCGAGAUUGCAGAAAGAUACCGUCCAGAUCUCAUGCGGCCAAGUGGACCAAAGUUUUUGGGCUGUGUCAUCACGCGAUACCAACGCGCACACGUCGUUGGCGGGAUGACGCGGAAUGCCCACUUUUGGUAUGACCGGCUGAAGCAACGCAUCCUUGGCCUGAUUGGCACGUUGGGGUCAGUUGAUUUUGAAGGACAAGACAAGCAUUGCGAGUGGUACCAGACAAACCUUGGGGUGCUAGGUUGGAUCGAAGAUGCCAACCAGCUCUCUGCAAUUUCCCACCGCGAAGGCAUUCCUGUCUGUCACAUCAGGCCAGAGAUGCUGAAAACGUCUGUGACAGACGACCAAGGCAAUACUCGGCUGCGGAGUAUGGAGGCCCGUGAGAGACAUCGUAUUCUCGUAGACACUCUACCUCGGAUGCGAGUUGCUAUGGUCGCAUUGGUGCAGCGACUGCUGAAAGGACUUGAUGAGAUUGAUGCCUGA